This is a messenger RNA of Centropristis striata (black sea bass), 1604 nucleotides long. Its product is annotated as putative gonadotropin-releasing hormone II receptor. Gene Ontology annotation, biological process: G protein-coupled receptor signaling pathway. Bases 1 to 1284 code for a protein of 427 amino acids. The transcript is spliced from 3 exons. The record is from RefSeq and is a predicted model, not a curated record. Gene Ontology annotation, molecular function: gonadotropin-releasing hormone receptor activity; peptide binding. NCBI's taxonomy places the organism in Eukaryota, Metazoa, Chordata, Actinopteri, Perciformes, Serranidae. Gene Ontology annotation, cellular component: membrane.
AUGAACACCACUCAGUGUGACUCUUCAGCGACCAUGUACCACCUGACGACAGACUGCCAACUGAACGCCAGCUGCAACUUCUCCUCGCCCUCUUCCAACUGGACGGUGGGGGAUGAUGGCCUGCAGCUGCCCACCUUCACCACAGCAGCCAAAGUCAGAGUGAUUAUUACCUGCAUUCUCUGUGGCAUCUCUGCCUUUUGCAACCUGGCAGUGCUGUGGGCGGCGCACAGCGAUGGGAAACGCAAAUCCCACGUCAGGGUGCUGAUAAUCAACCUGACGGUGGCUGAUCUGCUGGUGACCUUCAUCGUGAUGCCUGUGGACGCCGUGUGGAACAUCACAGUCCAGUGGCUUGCGGGGGACUUUGCCUGCAGACUACUGAUGUUUCUUAAGCUGCAGGCGAUGUACUCCUGCGCCUUUGUCACAGUGGUGAUCAGUCUGGAUAGACAGUCAGCCAUUCUUAACCCUCUGGCCAUCAGUAAAGCCAGGAAGAGGAACAGAGUCAUGCUGACUGUGGCGUGGGGCAUGAGUGUUGUGCUGUCAGUCCCUCAGCUGUUCCUUUUUCACAAUGUGACCAUCAUCCAUCCCGAGGACUUCACUCAGUGUACCACGCGUGGAAGUUUCAUCACUCACUGGCAUGAAACGGCCUACAACAUGUUCACAUUUUCUUGCCUGUUCCUGCUGCCGCUGGUCAUCAUGAUCACCUGCUACACCAGGAUCUUCUGUGAGAUUUCCAAACGACUGAACAAGGACAACUUGCCCUCCAAUGAAGUGCAUUUAAGGUGUUCGAAGAAUAACAUCCCCAGAGCCCGGAUGAAAACUCUAAAAAUGAGUAUUGUGAUCGUCUCGUCUUUCAUCAUCUGCUGGACUCCGUACUACCUACUGGGCCUGUGGUACUGGUUCUUCCCUGAUGACCUGGAGGGGAAGGUCUCCCACUCACUGACCCACAUGCUGUUCGUCUUUGGGCUCUUCAACGCCUGCCUGGACCCGGUCAUCUAUGGCCUGUUCACCAUUCACUUCAGAAAGGGGCUCCGGAGGUUUUGCUGCGAUUCCACCACCACGCAGCCUGACCUGGAGAAUAACACGGUUUUAACUGGGUCUUUCAUUUGUGCUGCCAACUCUUUGCCACUGAAAAGAGAGGUCAGCCCAGCGAGCCAGGAGAGGUUUAUGUUGUGCAUCUAUGACCACAGCAGAGAUGAGUCAAUGUCACCAAGAAGCAGCUUUUUAACAGCAGACAAUGAUGCAGAGAGAGAUCCAAAUCAGUCCAGCCCAGAGAGCUUCAUAUGACAAAUGUACUGCUGUUUUAUUUAUUUAUUCUGAUUUUUUCAGUGUCUAAUGUGUGGGGUCCUGUAUUCCUUGAAUACUAUGCGUCAGUUUGAUUUACUACACAAAUUGUAACAUGAUUCUGGAUAAACCACAAAGGACAAAAAUCAAAACUGCCAUUGGAUGGAACUUUAUCUUUCCUUUAAUGGGGAAAGCUUGACAAAAUGAUUACAUAAAUCACAGCACACUAACCUACAGUAACAAGCUUCUGUUAAAAAUGAAUGUUUAGUGCUCUGUACAGUGUAACUUGUGGUCAUCUUGAAAUAAAUGUAUUUUCUGGGAAU